Microdochium trichocladiopsis is the source of this 1866-nucleotide messenger RNA. Its product is annotated as methylenetetrahydrofolate reductase 1. The record is from RefSeq and is a predicted model, not a curated record. Gene Ontology annotation, biological process: tetrahydrofolate interconversion. Gene Ontology annotation, molecular function: FAD binding; methylenetetrahydrofolate reductase [NAD(P)H] activity. The transcript is spliced from 2 exons. Bases 1 to 1866 code for a protein of 621 amino acids. Lineage: Eukaryota; Fungi; Ascomycota; Sordariomycetes; Xylariales; Microdochiaceae. Gene Ontology annotation, cellular component: cytosol.
AUGCAUAUCCGGGAUAUGGUUGCAGAUGCCGAGAGGAGCGGUCAGCCUUCCUUCUCCUUCGAGUACUUUCCGCCCAAGACCGCCCAAGGUGUGCAGAACCUCUACGACCGCAUGGAGCGCAUGUACGAUUUCGGCCCGAAGUUUAUCGACGUCACCUGGGGUGCUGGAGGUCGCAUUGCGGAGCUCACAUGCGAUAUGGUCGCCCAGGCUCAGGCCUAUUUCGGUCUCGAGACCUGCAUGCACUUGACGUGCACUGACAUGGGCGAGGCGAAGGUCAACGAUGCGUUGGCCAAGGCCUACAAGGCUGGCUGCACAAACAUUCUGGCUCUCCGCGGCGAUCCUCCGAGAGCAACGGAGAAGUGGACAGCCACCGACGAUGGCUUCCAGUAUGCCAAGGACCUCGUUGCCCACAUCAAGAAGCUGUACGGGAACCAUUUCGACAUCGGUGUAGCUGGAUAUCCGGAAGGCUGCGACGACAACAAAGAUGAGGAGUCCCUCCUGGACCAUCUCAAGGAGAAGGUCGAUCUCGGCGGCACUUUCAUUGUCACGCAGAUGUUCUACGAUGCCGACAACUUCAUUCGCUGGGUCAAGAAGGUGCGGGAGCGUGGAAUCACAGUGCCCAUUCUGCCUGGCAUCAUGCCAAUCGCUACGUACGCUAGCUUCCUGCGCCGUGCCACGCACAUGAACUGCAAGAUCCCCGAGGAAUGGAUGGCGGCCCUGGAGCCUGUCAAGAACGACGAUGUCGCCGUGCGUGAGGUCGGCAAGACUCUGGUAGCGGAGUUGUGUCGCAAGAUCAUGGCUGCGGGCAUCCACCACCUGCACUUCUACACCAUGAACCUUGCCCAGGCCACACGCAUGGUGCUGGAGGAGCUUGACUGGAUGCCCACCUCCACCCGUCCCACCAAGAAGGCGCUUCCCUGGAAGCAGUCUUUGGGUCUCGGCCGUCGCGAAGAGGAUGUGCGGCCCGCCUUCUGGCGUAACCGCAACAAGUCCUAUGUCUCGAGAACCCAGGACUGGGAUGAGUUCCCCAACGGCCGCUGGGGUGAUUCGAGGUCGCCUGCUUUCGGCGAGCUGGACGCGUACGGCAUUGGUCUGACGGGCACAAACGAGUCGAACCGCAAGAAGUGGGGAGAGCCGCAGUGCAUCAAGGAUGUCGCCCAGCUGUUCGUCCGCUACCUCGAGAAAGACAUUGACUCCCUCCCUUGGAGUGAGUCACCACUUACUAGCGAGGCCGACUCUAUCAAGGAUAGCUUGAUCAAGCUCAACCAGCGCGGCUUCUUGACAAUCAACUCCCAGCCAGCCGUCGGCGGUGUCCGUUCCAACCACCCCGUCCAUGGAUGGGGCCCUUCGAAUGGAUAUGUCUACCAGAAGGCUUACCUCGAGCUACUUGUGCCGCCCUACAUGUUUCCGGAUGUCGUCAAGAGAAUUGAGUCGAACCCCGACAUGUCUUACUAUGCCGUCACUCAGCACGGAAGUCUCGUAACGAAUGCACCUUCCGAGGGACCAAACGCCGUGACCUGGGGCGUUUUCCCAGGCAAGGAAAUCGUGCAACCGACCAUCGUCGAGGGCAUCAGCUUCCUUGCCUGGAAGGAUGAGGCUUUCCAGCUCGGAAUGGACUGGGCUCACUGCUUUGAUGCCAACACCCCAAGCCGCAUCCUGAUCGAGGACAUCAUGAAUGAGUGGUACCUGGUCAACAUUGUGAACAAUGACUUCCACGACCAGACGUCCAUAUUCGAGCUCUUCGAUGGCCUGGCUGCCAAAGAUCUCGAGGCUCCGCCGACUCCUACUCUCUCCACAGCGACCAUUAACGGAUCCUUGUCCAAUGGUACUCAUGAUACUAAUGAAGCUGUUGCUGCUACUGCGUAG